AUGAAAGGCAUGACCGGACGUAGCACCCGCAAUCAGCACGCGCAGCGCGAGGAAGAGGAGGCGGGGUCCAGGGAGGCGACUGUCUACUGGCAGCAAGUCAAUUUAGGUCCCAAAAUUUCUAUCACCGAGUUGGAUCCAUGGGAGGAGGAGGAAGAAGAAGAAGUUUGGCCAAUGGAAGGUGGGUACACUGAUGGAGAAGGGACAUGGAAUUGCGAUGCGACAAACAUGAUAAUGGUGAGAGAGGCGAAGCCGCUUAGCUCAAGGGGACGAAAGAAAAAUCCAUUCAAGAAGACGGAGACAACCCCCUUUGGAAAAACCAAAAAUGAUGCGAAAAAAAAAGAAGUAGCCGAAAUGGAAAGCAAAAGCAAGAAGACCUAUGUGAGUUGGAAAAGAAACGGGUUUGCUACUUCGAAUGGUACACUCCUAGUGGGCACUCCUUGGGGCGCUCGUCUGAACCCGCAUCCGGGCACCCAACACGGGGUGAAGAAGAAAAACGAACUUGGAAAAAAGGAACUUGGAAAAAGCGAACUUAGAAAAAACGAACUUGGGAAAAACUCAGUGGAAGCCCCCAGCGUGAGAGAAACCACCACGACGGGUACACAUAACUGGAAAGGACCCCCCAUGAGCAAAUUAAAAAGCGCUUGCAAAAUGGUGACCAUGAAAGGAUGCAAAAAAAUGACAACGUCGCAGAUCAGAGUUAAAGACUGCAUAAAGUAUACAAAAAAUUAUGAAUCACCCUUCGGGAAAAAAACGAAUAGUAGAGUGGGAACUCCUCACCCCGUCCAUUGUGAUCCUCUAAGGGGUGAGACAAAAUGGAAGAAAAGCGAACAGGGGUCUCUCUCGAGAAGUGUGCACAGAAGGAGGACUCCCACAGGGAGAGUCAGCAGUCUCCCCAAGGGAAAAACCCAAAGUGGGAGAAGUGUGAAAAGCGCAACGAAUAAGCGGAUAGAGCCUACCAAAAUUAAACACGUGGUGAAGAAACCACCGAGGAGGAUGAGCCACGUAGCGGGGGAGGUUGUCCCAAGAGGGGAGGUUACCCAAAGGGGGGAAGUUACCCAAAGGGGAGAAGCUGGCCAAAGGAUGGGGAGUGCCAAUCUUAGGAGAAACAUUACGGGGAGCGAGAAGAUGCACUUAAAAAAGAGAAGCUGUAGGAAGAAUGGCCCGGGGGGGAAUGGCCCCGUCGUUGGGGGAGCCUGCUGCAUAAGGAUGGGGAGCAGGAGAGGGGGCGAGACCUCCCCCAGCUGUCCCAGAAGGGAGAAAGCGAAAUUGAAAGAAAGUCGGAGGGAAAACCUUAAACAAAACGAGAAAGAAAAACCAAAAGCAAAAUCGAACGGCGAAAGGGGCAAAGGGGAAAAAAAUAACUCCAGCGCCACCGUCAGAAGUCGCAUAGACGACAAGCGGCAGGAACUUCUACACAGCUUUAGACGAAGAGUCUCGGCGGGGACUGGCCACGAGCAAUUGGGGGGGAGUGCUACAGGGGGGAGGGUUCCAAGAGAGUUGGAGCGCGAGAUGAGAGGCGGCGUUAUGAACACGCACGUCUACACUUAUGUGGGUAGCCAAUCGGGGGAGUCCGGCGGGGAUGCACCUGAAGAUGCGCAGGAAGGUGAGAAGAAGGACAGCUCGUUAGUGCACCCACCCCUUUCAAACAGCACCUGCGAAGUGAGCGCAUCAUGUGCCUAUGAUCACGUUAUGCACUGCGGACAGGGAAGAGAAAGGAGCGAUUUAAAGAUCAACACAUGGAGCAGUGAUGAUAUAAUGAUGGGAACGGCCCCAUCUUCAUGUGGUAGUUCCAUCCAGGGGAGCAAAUCCACCACAUGGAUCGCCUCUCGAGUGAAUGAACCCGUGGUCACUGGAAAGAGAAGGUCACACAGCUUGAAUGAAAAACAAGAAAGUAGGUCCUUGAACCCACUCAUACUUACGAACGACCUACGCAUUAAAAUAUGCUACAGUAACAACUACGUAGAUUUAAGGGCGAUGGGUGGGAUUCCCCCCCAUGAGAGGGUUGCUCCUGGUGUAGCAGAAGAUCAGGUGGCCACGAAAGCAGUCAAGGAGUCUUCUAAACGAGUGACACGUAAGAUACCCAAAUACGUGACCGAAGCGGAGCUACACAUAAAUGAUUCACCACUCUCCUGCCACAGCGAUGACCACCUCCGAAACAUAAGUGAUGACCUGUUUCUCAUUUCGCAAGAUUCGGAAAAGAUGAAAUUAAAUGGCUAUGUGGAGAGGAUAAAUUCGAAGGAGACUUAUGAAGGAGAGCAGGGAUGCAUCUCCAACAGCUGGGAGGGAGAAACGACAGAGUGCCACCCAUGUAUGGAAGGUAACCUGGUACGCAUUUCUCAUUUUGUAAAUGUAGACAAGGGGAAGGGAACUCAUCCGAUAAAAGAGAUAGAGAAAGAUGUUUGUCCUGUAAGAGAUCUGGUUGCUGAUGGGGAGGAGGGGGCACAUGGAUUAGAAGGCGAUGAGUAUGUCGACCACGAACGUGCAAAUGGGCAAAGUGAGCAGAAUGAGCAGAAUGAGCAGAAUGAGCAACGUGAGCAGAAUGAGCAAAGUGAGCAAGGUGAGCAGCCUACCGGGUGGUGCACCCCCCAGUUGGGACAACACGAAAUGGAGAGCACUUCACAGAAAAAGAAGGCACCCAUCUCGAAGGGGAUUCACUUCACCAUGGGCGAUCAAAGACACAAAGGGGGAGGACACCAAUAUGGCACUUGCGUUCAAAUAAAAAGCCUUUCCAUGAGGAGAAGCGGACGCUGUGUUGAACAGCAUAGAAGGAGCGAUGAUGGGGGGGAGAGGCAGACGGACAGGAACACAAGUAACCCACACGCAAGUAACUCACACGCGAGUGACCGUGCGGAAAAAAUAAUCGAACCCUUUUUAGGUCACCAGGAGGAGAGUCUUCAUAUACACCCGUUUAACCUCGACAACGGAAGCAGCUCCACGUCAGCAUCCCUUUGGGAGUGCCCUCGUAGAAUGAUCAUCCAAAGUGACGACUUUAAUUGCUUGGUGAGUGAGGAGAGGAACUUGGAACAGAUGAUACAGGUGGUGGAAAAAAUGAGUGAGGAGGUGUCAGUACUACCACACGUUGAACCGAAAGAAAGGAUUAACAAUAAAUGUCAUAGAAAGGUCAGCUCUGGAAGAAGGCGAAAUGAAGCCUCGAUUAAAAUGAUAGGAAUUUCUCAAAUGAAAGGAACAAGAUCAGGGAAGUUAAAAAAAAGCUUUCAAGUGAAGCAUCCUUGUGGUGGAAUGUCCACAGAGGGGGAGACAACUCGUCAUGGAGUUAGCUAUGGUGAGAAAAGGGACAGCAACCGUUUUGAACAGCACUCUAUACCUAGGAACAACUUCCCAUUUGAAACGGAGCGGAGAGGCAAGACUGUAAGGAUGAAAGGUAGUGGUGAUCCGUGCCCAUGUCAGCGUCUCCACAUAGAGGGUCCUAUCAGUGGCGCAGGUGUGAAGAAGCCCAUUCCAAAAAGGAUUGGCACUAACCCGGAAGGACAAUACUGGAGAGAGUCCCCCAACGGGGAGGGAAGAGAUAAAAAAAAAAAAAAAGAAGGAGAAGAAAAAGCAGCAGAAAGCGAAAAUGAAAAAAUAGUAAAACAGAAAACCACUCCGGGACAGACGAAACGUAGCCAAUCAGCGAAACCGCCGCAACAUUGCGAGAAAAUUGUUUCUACCAAAAAUCAGGGGAAGGAGAACACACACCCAUUAGACGCUUCCACAGUACAAACGAACGGCACGAGUAGAAAGGUGACUCCUCAUGUGGGUAAUAACAUCCAAGAGGCAGGAUGGCAUCGUGAAAGAGAAAAGGCGGAGGGAAGAGGCGCACUCAGAGGGAGUGGUCCCACAUCAAAAAAGAGCUCCUCCUCCUUAGUGAAUCACAACGAUGACUCAACGUGGAUUGAAAAAGACAAGAAAAAAAAGGGGAAGAGAAAUAGUUGCCAAGCCCAAGUCUACCAUGGCAAGGGGAACAUAAAAGAUGAGGAAAAAAAAAAAAAAAACCCUUCUUCAUAUGCUCU
Plasmodium cynomolgi strain B is the source of this 4010-nucleotide messenger RNA. RefSeq lists its product as hypothetical. The annotation marks the transcript as partial. NCBI's taxonomy places the organism in Eukaryota, Apicomplexa, Aconoidasida, Haemosporida, Plasmodiidae. The record is from RefSeq and is a predicted model, not a curated record. The transcript is spliced from 2 exons.